AUGCUGUCUUCAAGCCCUGCUUCCUGUACAUCUCCCAGCCCUGGCACAGACAACUCAGACAAGAAGGUCCACUGGGCUUCUUCUGAGAAGAGAAGGAGGGCAUCGUCCACAGACUCAGAGUCAAAGACUCACUUGGACAUUUCUAAGUUGCCCAGGUCCCGGAGACCCAGCCGGCUGACGGUGAAGUAUGACCGGGGUCAUCUGCAGCGCUGGCUGGAGAUGGAGCAGUGGGUAGAUGCUCAGGUUCAGGAGCUCUUCCAGACAUCUCAGGGCAAGUCCUACCAAGCAACCAAGGAAGGCAGCAGCCAAAGGGACUCGCUAACUAGGGUCAAGAAGAUCCUUCUGAGCCUGAGAUUGAUCUGGAAGCUCUCAUGGAAUUGUCCACAGAAGAGCAGAGGACUCAGCUGGAGGCCAUUCUCCAAGACUGCCCAGGCAACAGUGAGCCUUUUAUCUCUGAGCUACUCAGUCAACUCAAGAGACUUCGGAGACUCAGCAGGCCUUCAAAAUAAUCCUGGAGGGACCAUCUUCUGCAGCCUCAGCACUGCCAGGAUCCACAGGAUUCUGGCCAGGAUCCACAUCCCUGACCUGGAUACUGGCUGAAAGGCCUUCAAUACAGACAAGAGCUGCAGAAGACAA
Messenger RNA from Apodemus sylvaticus (European woodmouse), 636 nucleotides. It is a transcript of the gene Ppp1r14d, whose product is annotated as protein phosphatase 1 regulatory inhibitor subunit 14D. Gene Ontology annotation, molecular function: protein serine/threonine phosphatase inhibitor activity. The coding region runs from base 1 to 600 and encodes 199 amino acids. The transcript is spliced from 5 exons. The record is from RefSeq and is a predicted model, not a curated record. Lineage: Eukaryota; Metazoa; Chordata; Mammalia; Rodentia; Muridae. Gene Ontology annotation, cellular component: cytoplasm. Gene Ontology annotation, biological process: regulation of phosphorylation.